UCAUACCCAUUAUACAGUACCCUAGUGGAAGCGUGCGUGAGUCAUAGAUAACCUAUCUAAUCGACUUUUGUCUUUUAUUAUGGCGUGAGUGCGAUUAUUAAUUUUUUGAAAUAUAAUUCGAAUUCGACUAAUUCGAGUACAAAAUUAAAAUAUACAGGCAGAUAAAUAAUUAUAUUUAAAUGUAAAAAGUGCACGAUCUGAGCUGGAGAACGCGUAAGUUGAAGGAAGAAGAACGCAAACAAAAAGAAGAAGAAAAACGACAGAAAGAUGAACAAAAACGUCAAAAAGAAUAUCAAGAAAGAAAAAACUGCCGCCGCUUUCACUAAUUUUUUCUUGCCGAAAAAUAAAGAAAUUCCCAAAGAUGAGCCGGAUAGCUUCGAUAGACUGGAUUGUACCACAUUUAUAGUUAAAGAGGAGAAUAUGAGACUCGCUACCGUUCUUAAAAUGGAGACUGAUGAUUCUGCCUCUGCCUCAUCGCGACAGCUGGUUACUCAGAAAGCCGGCGAAGACGAAUACGAUGACGUUUUCGCGGUCGAUGAUAGCAUGAAUUUGUCGAUCGAUGUCGAUUUAUAUCAGAAUGAUGGCAGAUUUAGUAAGACAGAAUCAUCUGCACCGGUUACAGCGGCUUUCAAGUUGAAUGCUGAAAAGAAACCGUCAAAGUUAAAGGCGUUAUUGCAUUCCUACCGGGACGAAAUUCUAGAGAAUAGGAGUCGCCAACGCCGUUUGCUUAAGAAGAACACUGCAUCAAGGAUCUGUAAGAUGAUUACCAAUACAAAAUGCCUAAAAAACUCGACAAAUGAAACUUAUUUGCAAGAAAUGAUGGACACGGAUUAUGAUUUGACUUCGUUGAAAGAAUUUUUAAAGGACCAGAUUUCGACUUCCAGCCUGAAUCGUUUGUGUUCCACUGAAAGCCUGAAAUCAGCGAUAAAUAAAGAGCAACAGACGUGCACUGCACGAAUAGCAUCGUUGGAAAAGAAGAAUGAUCCUGCUGAUGCGUGGCUUUUGGAACGGGCGAAACAAUCGAAAAAUAUAUUGCAGUGGAUGUUUGAUGACGUCGUUCGCACAGAUCGUGAAAUUUUAAAAUUAACGAACGCUAAUUAAAAUAAUUCUUGUAUAAAUUCGUUGCCAUUUAUAGUCAAACAAUAUAAUACUCAUUGUGUAAAGGUAAACGUAUCUCGUAAAUAUCAAGUUUUAUCAGUAGGUAUUGAAUAACUGAAUUGUGCGUUGUAAAAUUUUGGUUAAUUAAAGGAGGAUAUAAAGAGUUCAACCAGGUCAAAUUCGUGAUUUCAAGAUUCAAAAACCUAUAUUUGAAUAGGUACCCAAAAUGAUAAGUAGGUAUGCUUAUUUUUAAAUUUUAUUUCUUCAUUAUUGAAGGCCCACCCUGUAGCAGAAAUUAUAUCAAAUUUGCGCUUGAUGGUUCUCAACUACGUAAUUAAAGGUCGCCGAGUCCGAAUAAUCUGGUGUCCAAUGUGAGCGCCAGCCCAUCCUUUAUCAAAAUCCGCGAAUUUAUUUCCAUAAAACUGCUCAAAUUCUUUCGCUCAAAAAUGACCUAAAAUUUUUGUUGGAAAAAUAAAUAAUUUUAGAUGACGAUUGUUAGUUAUUACGUGCAAGGUACUGUGUACCUAUCUAUUCGUACCUAUUCAUGUACGUAUUCUCGUAUGUGUUAUCUUUAUCUUGUUGAAAUAUAUUUUACUCGUUUGUUGGC
Molecule: messenger RNA, 1705 nt
Organism: Planococcus citri (citrus mealybug)
Lineage: Eukaryota; Metazoa; Arthropoda; Insecta; Hemiptera; Pseudococcidae
Exons: 5
Coding region: 268-1101 (277 amino acids)
Source: RefSeq, a predicted model, not a curated record